Capra hircus (goat) is the source of this 3199-nucleotide messenger RNA. RefSeq names its product pleckstrin homology domain containing A4 (gene PLEKHA4). NCBI's taxonomy places the organism in Eukaryota, Metazoa, Chordata, Mammalia, Artiodactyla, Bovidae. The transcript has 18 exons. The record is from RefSeq and is a predicted model, not a curated record. Bases 564 to 2738 code for a protein of 724 amino acids.
AGACAGACGCGUGGGCGGCUGGCAGAGGGAGGGAAGGACCCGCAGAGAGGAAAGAGAAACUGGGCGAGCGAGGAAGAGGGAAAGUGAGAAGGGGAAUCCGGGAGAGGAGGAAACAGCGGUCGUGGAGGGCCACGGAGAGAAAGAGAAAGAGAUUGUAAGGGAGAGGGAGAGACGGGGCGAGCCAGCGAGGGAGAGAGAGAGAGAGAGAAAAGGGGAUGGAGACUUAAAGACGAGAACUCCGUGGGUCCCAGAGAAAGAACUGGACAGAAACAAGAAAGACUGGGAGAGAAAGUGGUAUGCGGGGUGGGGGUGCUGCAGAGGAGAGAAGGAGCGAGGGAGAGACGGGGAGAGACGGGGAGAGACGAGAGAUUCGAGAGCCAGAGACGCGGAGACAGAAGGUGAGACUGGAGAGAGAGAGAGACAGGGUAAGAGGAAGAGAGAUCGUCUGAGGAAGAGACACCAUCAGAGACAAAGAGACAAAAAGGGUGUGGAUGAGCAGGUGAGAGCGGAGGGCUAUGAGAGGCCGCCCCUGAGAGGCGGCCGAGGAGGGGGACUGGGGCUGGAUGUCCCAGCACCCACCCUGCCCUCGUGUGCUCUCUGCCCUCCGGACCCCAGAGCUGCCCCCAAUGGAGGACGGUAGACCUCGGAGCAGCCUCAGCCUAGCCAGCAGCGCCUCGACCAUCUCCUCGCUCGGUGGCCUGAGCACCAAGAAGUCCACCCGGGCAGUGAGCAAGGUGCACGCCUUCGGCAAGCGGGGCAAUGCGCUCAGAAGGGACCCCAACCUCCCUGUGCACAUCCGAGGCUGGCUUCAUAAACAGGACAGCUCCGGGCUCCGGCUCUGGAAACGCCGCUGGUUCGUCCUCUCUGGCCAUUGCCUCUUCUAUUACAAGGACAGCCGCGAGGAGAGCGUCCUGGGAAGCGUCCUGCUGCCCAGCUACAGUAUCAGGCCAGAUGGGCCAGGAGCUCCCCGAGGGCGGCGCUUCACCUUCACCGCAGAGCACCCGGGCAUGAGGACCUACGUUCUGGCUGCUGACACGCUAGAGGACCUGCGGGGCUGGUUACGCGCGCUGGGACGGGCCUCUCGCGCGGAGGGGGACGAUUGUGGGCAGCAGAGGUCAUCUGCACGGCCCCAGACUGGGGAGGGCCCAGGCGGCCCCGGUGGUCCUCCAGAAGUGAACAGGGGCGUGGAAGAGGGGCGCGGCUCAGAAUCACCAGAGGUGGCGCGGCUCUCCAGAGGUCGUGGCCGACCCGGGCUGCUCACUCCCAGCCCCACGGCUGACCUGCAGUCUGGACCCCGAAUUCGGAGGACGAGGAGCCCAGACCUUUUCACACCCCUCUCUCGUCCUCCCUCGCCUCUGAGCCUCCCCCGGCCCCGUUCUGCUCCAGCACGCAGACCUCCGCCCUCCUCUGGAGACGCAGCACCUUCUGCCAGACCCCAUACCCCCCUGAGUCGCAUCGAUGUCCGGCCUCCCCUGGACUGGGGCCUCCAGCGCCAGACGCUCUCUAGGCCUCCCACUCCCCGCCGAGGACCCUCUUCUGAGGCUAGAGGAGGAAGGCCCCCCAGGAGUCCUCAGCACUGGAGUCAAGAGGCCAGAACACCGGCCCACUCUGGAACCUCCACAUAUCUCCAGCUCCCUCCAAGGCCUCCUGGGACCCGGGCUUCCAUGGUUUUAUUGCCAGGACCCCCUCUAGACUCAACCUUCCAUCAAAGCUUGGAGACAGAUACUCUGUUGACCAAGUUGUGCGGGCAGGACCGGCUCCUGAGGAGGCUGCAGGGGGAGAUAGAUCAGAGGCAGGAGGAGAAGGAGCAAUUAGAAGCAGCUCUGGAAUUGACCCGACAGCAGCUGGGCCAAGCAACCAGGGAAGCUGCAGCUCCUGGGAGGGCUUGGGGGCACCAGCGCCUCCUGCAGGACCGAUUAGUCAGUGUGAGGGCGACUCUCUGUCACCUGACCCAGGAGCGAGAGCGUGUUUGGGACACGUACAGCGGCCUGGAGCGGGAGCUGGGCACCUUGAGAGAGACCCUUGAGUACCUGCUGCACCUCGGGUCCCCCCAGGACAGAGCAUCUGCUCAGCAGCAACUGUGGAUGGUGGAAGACACGCUGGCAGGUCUGGGGGGCCCCCAGAAGCCACUUUCCAACACUGAGCCUGACUCCCCAUCCCCCGCUCUCCAAGGCGAGGAGUCCUCAGAGAGGGAGAGCCUGACGGAGUCCUUGGAACUGAGCUCAUCCCGGUCCCCUGAGGCUGAUUGGGGGAGGCCCCCAGGGGGCGACAGAGAGCUCUCCAGCCCUCGCUCAGGAAUUGGAUCUCCAAGGGUCUCCCGGGCUUCCAGCCCCGAGGGUCGCCGCCCCACUUCCCCUCAGCCAGGAACCAAGGUCCCCCUGGCCCGGCCCCGGAUGAGUGCUCAGGAGCAGUUGGAGAGAAUCCGAAGAAAUCAAGAAUAUGGACGGCCUCUCCCUCGCCCAGCCUCCCCCCGGCUCCUCACCCUGGGGAGGACGCUGUCCCCAACCAGACGCCAGCCUGAUGCGGAACAAAAAGUUUACUUGUACCUGUUUUCAAUUCAGCAUCCUGUCUCCCUUAUCAGUGGAGAACAGGAUGGGCCAGAGGCAACAUCUCCAUCCUCACCAGCAUUCUCACUCCUCUGGGAGGAGUGGGUUUUAGAGCUGGAUUGGAAGCCAAGUUUUCCUGUUCAGUUACUACGCUGUCAAAGGCAAAGAAAAAAAAUGUAUUUACUGCCAUGAAGAUCACACUGCCAAUCUGAAGAUCAGACUGUCUGGGCAGGAUGGUUUUUUCACUUGUUUUUUCAUUUUGGGCUGUGCCACUGCACAGCUUGUGGGAUUUUAGGGCUUGGGUUCAGUCCAUGUUUGAGGACUUGGCCGUGGGAGCGCGGAGCCCUGCCUGCUGGACCACCAGGGAAUUCCCCAUGGAUAGUUUCAUCUUAAGACUCUUCUAGGAAGGAAUUAGACAAGUGGGGUGAUUUUGGGGUUGUGAUUGUUUUUGUAAAUGGGGGGCAUCUCAAGUCUGCUGAAUAUCAAACAUUGAUCUCUAUGUCUAGCUAGUUUUUCGGGGGCAACAAGUUCAUUAAUCAUUUAUGACAAAAGGAAUGUGAAUUUGGAGGGUCUGUUUCUGGCCUCGUCACAGGGGGCUCAUCUGUGAAUCUUGUCGAUGAAAAUUCUAUUAAAAUCAAGUUAACAAGAAAAAA